CAUUUCCGGAGCGCCGGAGUCGACGAGGCUGCAUGCUGGCUAGCCGAGAAGAUGGUGGUCACCCGAUCGGCCGGGCCUGAGGCGAGGCGUCAGGCCGCGUCGGCCGAAAGCUCCCAGCAGAAGAAUUCUGCUGCUAAAAAAACUAAACUACAUCCAAAAGGUGGGAAGGAAUCUAGAUCUGAUGACCCCAGUACUGCUGAAUCACAGACCCAGACUACUAGGAAACAAAGUCCAACCCCUGGAACUCCUAAAACCAAGAAGAGAAAGAGCAGAACUACAGACUCAUUACCAGGAAAGACCAAACCCCCCAAUAAUGGAGAGACCUCUGAAGCAGAGUCAGAAUGUUCCACUGUGUCUGAGCCUCAGGAUACCAUUUUAAGAGUAACUAGGAGAAGGCAGAUCCUAGUGGCAUGCACCCCAGUAUCCAGUGUUAGAAAAAGAGUGAAAACUACUUCAAUAAGUGAGUCUUAUACUGAAGAAGUUGUCUCUGAAGCAGAAUCGCAUGCUUCGGGUAUUUCUAAAGUUGUGAUUCCCACAGUAUUAACUACAAGAACCAGAAGAAAUAAGGCUAAAGUUCUAACAAAAGCAAGGCAGGAAUCACAUACAGAAGCUAUUUCGGAUGCUGAGUCAUCGUGCUCAGACAUUUCUACAUUUUCUGGAUUUGUAAUUAGGAGAACCACUAGGAGUAUGCAGAAGAAAUUGCAGACACAGACUGAGCAAAAACAUAUGAGAAAAGAAAAACAUGGCAGUGAUGCACCUCUCAAAGAAACAAAACAGAACUUUGAGAGUUUAGAUGAAGAAGCCAAAGGAAUAAUAGAUGAGGGGGAAGAAAUUAAUGAGAAAAAUUCUCAAUCAGAUCUUUCUAAAUAUCAGGACACCAGCAUUCAGCAGUCAGUUUCUCAAAGGCAUUCAACUCCCGAAAAUAACAAGACCAUUUUAGUGCACUCAAAUCUGAACUGUGAGACUGUAAUAAAAUCAUUUGCUCAAACACUUGAAGUUGCAGAAAUGGACAAGUGGAAUGAUGAAAGAAAGAACACCAUAAAAACAAGUGAUUUGACAGAAUUUGAUGAUCAUGAUAGUGAUGAAGAAGAGUGCACAGUGAUAGGAGUCAGUGAAAGCAUGAACGAAGAAAGGGAUGUAGAUUUUGAGUGUGAUGCCAAACUCUCAAAGACUGAGCUCAACACAUCUCAGGAGAAAGAUGAUUCUGUUUUAUUAGUUCUCAGUAGUGAUGAAAGCCAGCAGUCUGAAAACAGUGACAAUGAAGAGGACACUCUGUGUUUUGUUGAAAAUCGUGGUCAAGAGCAGUCAUUAAAUGGAAACUCAAAAAAUAUUUCAUGUGACAAUGCCUUGUUUGUAAUUGACACAACUCCUGGAUUGGGUGCUGAUAAAAAUUUUUACUUGAAUGAAGAAGAUAAGGCAAGUGAAAUUGCCACUGAAGAAGAAAAACAAGAGGAAGAGGAUGAAAACAGUGAUGAAGAACCUUCAGACCAUGACAAAAAUAAAGACAGUGAGUUUAGUGAUGAAGAUGACUUACUAAAUAGCACAAAGUCUAAACUUUUGAAGUUAACCAGCAGCAGCAUAGACCCUGGUAUGAGUAUCAAGCAGUUGGGUGGUUUGUACAUUAAUUUUAAUGCAGACAAACUACAGUCGAACAAGAGAACACUAACACAGAUUAAGGAGAAAAGGAAAAAUGAGCUACUGCAGAAAGCCAUCAUUACUCCUGAUUUUGAAAAAAAUGACCGUGUUCCACCCUAUCGUGAAUCUAAGUAUCAACUUCAGAAAAAACGCAGAAAAGAACGACAAAAAACAGCAGGUGAUGGUUGGUUUGGUAUGAAAGCUCCAGAAUUGACAGAUGAACUGAAAAAUGAUCUCAAAGCACUGAAGAUGAGAGCCAGCAUGGACCCCAAAAGGUUUUACAAGAAAAAUGACAGGGAUGGCUUCCCCAAGUACUUCCAGAUUGGAACCAUUGUGGACAAUCCAGCUGACUUCUACCAUUCACGAAUUCCCAAGAAACAAAGGAAAAGAACUAUUGUGGAUGAACUGCUGGCUGACUCUGAGUUCAGAAGAUAUAACCGAAGGAAGUACUCAGAAAUCAUGGCUGAAAAAGCAGCAAACGCAGCAGGAAAGAAGUUUCGAAAAAAGAAGAAAUUCCGUAAUUAAGAUGCACCAAAUCACAAUAUUUUCUCUCUCCUUUAUUUAUUUACUAAAGAUGCUUUGAAAACUUAUGUCAUCACAUUAACUCACUCACUGGCCCUGUUGAUUUAGGGCUUUUAUUUGGAAAAAAUUAAUUUGAGAAUAAAUGACAUGCCCUUUGGAAUACAACAGGUGUGUCUAUCACAGACUUUUUUCCUUCAGAGAAAAAAGGGAAGAGAACCUCAGCCAUUAUAAGUGAUUUUGUAAGGCUUUCAACAGUUGGUUAUUUAAAGAAAAAUGAAUUAAAAGACAAUUGAAAAAUAUUGUUUGCUAGCAUUCAGAAAACUUUACUAUGAGCAAAGAUAUAGAAACAAUCUGUAAUUAAUAUAUAGGGAUGUAUGUUUUGGGGGUGAUGGUAGACAAAAUGGCAUUCUGUCAUCUGUAAAUUAAAGAUCCAGAAAAUUGGUGAAGCUGGGGUACAGAAAGUUGUCUGUUGCCAGUGGAAAAGUCACAAUUGAAACUAAAGGAAUGUUAGCAAGUGUUCCUGGAGCACACAUGUUCACAUACAACUGAAGAACUUAAUGAAGCUAUAAAAAGGACUUAAAUGAUAAUGAAGAUUUUCUGUCCUUGGCAACUAAAACAGAGGAAUAAUUGGUUUGUCCAGAGUCACUAUUGUGUUCCAACUGAAGUAAGAUUAAAUAAACAUAAUUUUAACUUGGCCAGGCAGUACUGUGGCCCAGCUUAUCUCCAGUGGUCUAAGCAUAUAUCCUGACUAAGCUACUUAUGGCACUCAGGGUCAUUAAGUGUUGGUCAUUUAUUAAUGCUUGUUGGUGGGUUGUUACAUCCUUUAUGUCAUAUACGUACCCAGCACACUGCUUCCUUAAGACACAGUAAAUGUGAAAUCUCAUGUUUUGUAUUUAGUCCUUGGGAUCAUAAAUAACCUAGUAGUAGAACUGACAGUAACAUUCAUAGGUGGAACGAGAGAAGUGGCUGCAUCUGUUCUCUUUUAUAGAAAAACUUUUAUUCCAAGACUGUUGCCUGCUGAGUAAGGACCUGCUAUGAAUUAAAUGUCAAAACAAGAAUAACAGCUAGUUUACUCUUCAUGCAUUCUUCCAGAAGGAAGUACUGUUUGCAGAACAUUUCUUCAACUUAAGCUACUGUACUGUAAGAAUGCUCAGUUGUCAGUCAUUCAGUAUGAUGUUCCUCUUCACACACAAUUGAGGCCUGGCCAAGAUUUUCUCAGGCUCAAGGUGUGAAUCAACUUCUUCUUUGCUGUAUGAUUUUCAUGAUGGUUUCUGGUUUAUGAAUAGCUAGAACAGGUUGAAUUAUUCAGAAAUGCAAAACUGCAGUUCUGGCAAAUAUUUGCAAGAAUAUAGUGCAUAUUAUAGGGAAAGAGAUGAGUGAUUUAUAAUCUUUUCCACAUACAACAGCACUAGAGCUUUCUGGCUUGGAAGGUAGUGAUAGGAAAAGAGUACUGAAUCCAAGUCCAGCUUUUUCUUUAACCCAUCUCACGGAUUCUCACAGGCGUUCUGAGUAUUUUAACAUACAUAACUCUUUCUGUCACUAGAUUUAUUUUUUGUUCUUGUAUUUUUGUAAAUUACUUUAAUAACUUGGAACUAAAGUUUUUUUAACAAAUGUAAAAUACCUUAUUCAGUGAAAUAA
Molecule: messenger RNA, 3795 nt
Organism: Talpa occidentalis (Iberian mole)
Lineage: Eukaryota; Metazoa; Chordata; Mammalia; Eulipotyphla; Talpidae
Gene: DNTTIP2
Product: deoxynucleotidyltransferase terminal interacting protein 2
Exons: 7
Coding region: 52-2160 (702 amino acids)
Biological process (GO): RNA processing
Cellular component (GO): nucleolus
Molecular function (GO): RNA binding
Source: RefSeq, a predicted model, not a curated record